AUGCAGGCUGCACAGGCCCUGCCCGUGGGGGGGAAGGGGCGGAGCCUGGAGAAGAUGCCUCCGCAGCCCCCGCAGCCCCCACAGCCGCUGCAGCCGCAGCAGCCCCAACCCCCGCCGCCGCCCCCCGUGCUGCACCUGCCCCCCAUCCAGCCUCCGCCACCCGUCAUGCCGGGCCCCUUCUUCAUGCCCUCGGACCGCUCCACGGAGCGCUGCGAGACCAUCCUGGAGGGCGAGACCAUCUCGUGCUUCGUGGUGGGCGGCGAGAAGCGCCUGUGCCUGCCGCAGAUCCUCAACUCGGUGCUGCGGGACUUCACGCUGCAGCAGAUUAACUCGGUGUGCGACGAGCUGCACAUCUAUUGCUCGCGCUGCACCGCCGACCAGCUGGAGAUCCUCAAAGUCAUGGGCAUCCUGCCCUUCUCGGCGCCCUCGUGCGGGCUCAUCACCAAGACGGACGCCGAGCGCCUCUGCAACGCCCUGCUCUACGGCGGCGCCUACCCACCGCACUGCAAGAAGGAGUUCGCCAGCGCCCUGGAGCUCGAGAUCACGGAGAAGAGCUUCAGGGUGUACCACGAGUGCUUCGGCAAGUGCAAGGGGCUGCUUGUGCCCGAGCUCUACGUGAACCCCAGCGCCGCCUGCAUCCAGUGCCUGGACUGCCGCCUCAUGUACCCCCCGCACAAGUUCGUGGUGCACUCGCACAAGGCCCUGGAGAACAGGACUUGCCACUGGGGCUUCGACUCGGCCAACUGGAGGGCCUAUAUCCUCCUGAGCCAGGAUUACACUGGGAAAGAGGAGAAAGCCAGGCUGGGCCAGUGCCUGGAUGACGUGAAGGAGAAGUUCGACUAUGGCAACAAAUACAAGAGGAAAGCACCCAGGGUCCCUUCUGAACCCCCUACAGCCAUCAAACCCAAAACAGAUGACUCCUCUACACAGUCCCCUCCUUCUGAGAAGGACAAGCAGUCCAGCUGGUUACGGACCUUGGCAAGCUCUUCCAAUAAGAGCAUCGGAUGUGUCCAUCCGCGCCAGCGCCUGUCCGCUUUCCGGCCUUGGUCCCCCGCUGUUUCUUCCAACGAGAAAGAUCUGUCCACACACCUUCCUGCACUGAUUCGAGACAGUUUUUAUUCUUAUAAGAGUUUCGAGAGUGCCGUGGCCCCCAACGUGGCGCUAGCCCCUCCUCCACAGAAGAUCGUGAGCAGCCCUCCCUGCACCACCAUGGUGGCCCGGGCCCCCGAGCCCCUCCCCACCUCCAUCCAGCCCCGGAAAAGAAAGCUGCCCAUGGAGACUCCGGGCGUCCCGGAGACCCUGGUCCCUGCUGCUGCCCCCGAAGACGAGAAGGAUUCCGAGGCAGACGUGGAAGUGGAGAACAGGGAGGAGUUCACGUCCUCCUUGUCUUCGCUCUCUUCUCCGUCCUUUACCUCGUCCAGCUCUGCCAAGGACAUGAGCUCCCCCGGAAUGCAGGCCCCGGGGGGCGGCACGCUGAGCGCUUCUUUCGAGGCGGCGGCCCACGCCGAGGCUCACAGCAAUGGGCUGGAGGCUGAACUGGAGCACCUGAGGCAGGCCCUGGAGAGCGGUCUGGACACUAAGGAAGCCAAAGAAAAAUUCCUCCACGAAGUUGUGAAGAUGAGGGUGAAGCAGGAGGAGAAGCUUAGCGCUGCCUUGCAGGCUAAGCGCAGUCUGCACCAGGAGCUGGAGUUCCUCCGAGUGGCCAAGAAGGAGAAGCUUCGGGAAGCCACAGAGGCGAAGCGCAACCUGCGGAAGGAGAUCGAGCGCCUGCGCGCCGAGAACGAGAAGAAGAUGAAAGAGGCCAACGAGUCCCGGCUGCGGCUGAAGCGGGAGCUGGAGCAAGCCCGCCAGAUCCGCGUGUGCGACAAGGGCUGCGAGGCUGGCCGGCUGCGCGCCAAGUACUCGGCGCAGAUCGAGGACCUGCAGGUGAAGCUUCAGCACGCCGAGGCCGACCGGGAACAGCUCCGGGCCGACCUCCUGAGGGAGCGGGAGGCCCGGGAACAUUUGGAGAAGGUUGUGAAGGAGCUUCAGGAGCAGCUGUGGCCCAAGCCCAAGCCCCAGCACACAGGAGGAGAGGCGGCCGCGGCCCCCCCGUGUUACACCCCCCUUCCUCCUACAGGACAGUAUUUAUCUCCCCGUCGGUCCCUUCGUGGCCCAGGUCGCUCCUGCCCGCACACGUCCUCGAGCGUCCGGCUCUCCCCUUCGCUGCUGCUGCUGCUGUGAAGGAUCGGCGGCCGGGCCUUUCCGUGUCACCCGGGGGGCACUUGAAUUCUGGGAUCCACGGAGACCCCCGCCCCUGCGCCAGAACAAAACGCAGCAUCACAUCGCUUUGUCUCGGGGCUGCUUUCCGUCUGUCCGUCUGUUCGAGCUCCUCCUUAGACUGCACUUUGCUGAAAUCUCCUGCGUCUUUCUAUUCCCCGCUUAUCUAUCAUCUUGCGUUAAAAGGUUUUCACUUUUAGAAGAUAUUGUACCAAUGUUCUCAGACAGUUCCUCCCCAGCACUCAAGUGCUUAGAAAAUUCCCUUUGGUGCUUGGUUGAACAAGGGACGCAUAAGAAAACAAUAACGAUGCAAAACCUGAAUCCUGGGGGGUCGCCGUGUGCCUUCCUGCGUCUUGUACGUUCAACGCCGACUUGUGACUCCCCGACACCCCUGCCCCCUCCCCAAGUCCCCAAUACCUAUCAACAGUAUAGAGAAAUGGAAUCGACCAGUAUCACGAGAAUUGAGUGCUCGCUCGAAAGCAUUUAUUCCAGAUAAUCUCAUUUGCUUUCAACAGUUUGUGCAGAUUCGUAGCAGGUUUGUUAUGCCCAAGCCUGAAAGCGAGUUCCCAGUAGACCAGAGACAGCUUCCCAUCCUAAAAUGAUAGUAUUUAUUUAUGUAAGAAAUCAGAUUUUACAGGGAUUCUCUGCUUGAGCCCAUCCUAACCACCGCGGUGUCUGUGAGCAUUAAUGGAAGGUCACGCUCGCUUUCAUUAGGUGCAAAAAAGGAAUAAUUAUCGACACAACUCGGGGAAGCGACAGCGACAAACGGCUUCACCCCACGGAAAUGAGGCCCCAAAAGAGCAUUGGCAGCAGGGUUUCCCCCCGAUUCUCUGAUGGUAGGGAUCCUGGUCCUGUUGACGUGGCCCCUUCUCACGUGCAAUGCAAAAGAACAUUAUUGACAGCGUUUUAUGUGGGAUCGUUUUGUUUUAGUUUUGGGGUUUUGUGUUUUUUUUUUUUUUUGCUUCUUUAUGUUUUUCUUUUACAGUUAUUAAAAAAUUCAUAUGCAUGGAAUUUAAAAAUCUCUGCCAUAUGUAUAUUCAUUAAUGGGCAUUAUUACUGAUUUGUGUAAAGGGUUUAUUUUGUUAUGCAAUAUGCAGAAUACUGUUUCAGGCUUAGAUGUUUCCAGAUUUGUACUUUUUCAGCUAUUUCUUCAAGGGAAACUGAUGACUGAGUUUUAGCGGAGCCUCUAGGUGUGUUAGCGUAUCUGUGUUGCUGUGCUAGGUUGCCAAGUCGAGAAAUUACACAGAGAACAAAAGACUUUCCCGUGGGCACGGCUUUGCUCAAAGCCACCCUGCUUAGGGAGUGUGACUGGGCCUUUGUUUCUGUGUUCUAGACUCAGGUUUGAGUAGGUGGUCCUCGUUACCCUGCAGUGGCUAAAACCCUCUUCCCUUCCAGGCGAAAGGAGUCUUAUCUCAUUUUGGGGGAACUACCCGUUGUUCCCCACCCUCUGCUCUGGUGGACAUCUCCCCUUGCCCCCGUUUUCUGCCAGCCAGAAAGUGCAUGUUCCACCCCCUUAGUUCCCCCAAGCCUUGUUUCUGGAAAAAUCCGAACACGUUGCAGUAACUUGUCCCAAAGAGUAUGGGGUGAGAUGACACCCCCCCGAUGAUCCUGACAGUAUUGAGUUACUUGGCAUCAUAUUUUUUUUUUUUAAGGCCAAAUUUUCCCCUUGAGAGCAUUCACACUCAUUCUGCUGGGUAUAGGCUGCCCACGAAAUGCAGCUGCGCUGGAUUUCCUGAUGAUCAGUUCAUAUCAGAGCUAGGAAACACUGAUCCCACCCCCUCAGGUCCCCCAAAGUUGGCGUAUGCAGCCCCACGCAAAACCUUUCCACGUGAAAGUUGUCGAUGAAUGGAAUCGAGUCUUAGUUCACAAACGAAACAGAAUGAUGUGAACAAACUAUGGGAACAAAUUCUCACCAGCAGCUCAUUGUUAGCUUUGGGUUUUUUGGGGGGGUUUGGUUUUGGGGUUUUUUUGUUGUUUUUUUUUCGGUCAGUUAACCUUGCUUCCAAUUUUUUUCCCAGCGUGCACAACCCCAACUUGGGUGGCUUGUGAUUGGACCCUCCCCCACCUUCGUUAUUCGGUUUGAUAAUAGAAUCACUUGGAACCGAAUCGCAUGUUGUCUGGGCGCAAGAACCCUCGCCACCCAAAUGAGAGGCU
Molecule: messenger RNA, 4413 nt
Organism: Gracilinanus agilis (Agile Gracile Mouse Opossum)
Lineage: Eukaryota; Metazoa; Chordata; Mammalia; Didelphimorphia; Didelphidae
Gene: SKI
Product: SKI proto-oncogene
Exons: 9
Coding region: 1-2223 (740 amino acids)
Biological process (GO): negative regulation of BMP signaling pathway
Cellular component (GO): nucleus
Molecular function (GO): DNA-binding transcription factor activity, RNA polymerase II-specific; SMAD binding; RNA polymerase II cis-regulatory region sequence-specific DNA binding
Source: RefSeq, a predicted model, not a curated record